Amaranthus tricolor (Joseph's coat) is the source of this 2884-nucleotide messenger RNA. RefSeq names its product glucomannan 4-beta-mannosyltransferase 2-like. The coding region runs from base 449 to 2062 and encodes 537 amino acids. Gene Ontology annotation, cellular component: Golgi apparatus. Gene Ontology annotation, molecular function: mannan synthase activity. The record is from RefSeq and is a predicted model, not a curated record. The transcript is spliced from 9 exons. Lineage: Eukaryota; Viridiplantae; Streptophyta; Magnoliopsida; Caryophyllales; Amaranthaceae.
UAUUACAAAAAUGACUAUAAAAGAUCUUCAGAAACUCUCUCUCAUCAUCACUUGCUCUUGCUCUACUCUCACUUCCACCACCCACCCCUUUCCUACUUCUCUCUUUCUUUCUCUCUCUGAUCUUGUGCCACAAUACUUUCUGUUCUCUUCCACUACAUUCAUACUAAACAACACAAAUAAGUAUUGUGUAGCACAAAACUGAUCAGUAAGAGUGUAAAGAAAAGAAUCAAUUGAGAGAUUCAAGCAACAACCAUCUCCUCUGUUCUUCCCAUUUCUAUUUAUAGAAACACCAGAGUUUUCUGAUCUUCAUUCAGUCUGAAAAACUGCCUAAAAUAGACUAUCCUAAAAAACCAUUUCAUCUACAUUGUCACGGGUUUGAUUCUCUUUUCGUUAGUCUACCCUGUAAUAAAAAAAAAUUUAAAAAAAAUUCCCCUGAUUUGGGGUAAAAAUGGCAGAAAUGAUUCAAGAUCAGCUGUUACAAGCAAGAGGAGAUAUGUCAGGACAAUUAGAAUUGAUGUGGGAGAUGAUUAAAGCACCAUUAAUUGUACCAUUGUUAAAGCUUGGUGUGGUAUUUUGUUUAACAAUGUCAUUAAUGUUGUUUUGUGAAAGGCUUUAUAUGGGUGUUGUUAUUAUAUUGGUUAAAUUGUUUUGGAAAAAGCCUGAAAAACGUUAUAAUUGGGAGCCAUUACCAGAUGCUAUUGAUGAUAUUGAAAUGGGAGGAUCCAAUAAGUUCCCUCAUGUUCUUAUUCAAAUCCCUAUGUUUAAUGAAAGAGAGGUAUACAAAGUGUCAAUUGGUGCUGCUUGUAACCUUUCAUGGCCGGCUGAUCGUAUGGUGAUUCAAGUGCUUGAUGAUUCAACUGACCCGGUUAUCAAGGAUAUGGUGGAAUUAGAAUGCCAAAGAUGGGCAAGCAAAGGACUUAACAUUGUGUAUCAAAUCAGAGAAACCAGGGGUGGAUACAAAGCCGGUGCUCUUAAAGAAGGAUUAAAGAGAGACUACGUCAAGCAUUGCGAGUACGUUGCCAUUUUCGAUGCCGAUUUCCGGCCGGAGCCCGAUUACCUCCGUCGAGCCAUUCCCUUCCUAAUGUACAACCCUAAAAUCGCCCUUGUUCAAGCCCGGUGGAGAUUCGUGAACGCAGAUGAAUGCCUGAUGACAAGAAUGCAAGAAAUGUCUCUGGAUUAUCAUUUUACAGUAGAGCAAGAAGUGGGGUCUUCUACUCAUGCCUUCUUUGGAUUCAAUGGCACUGCUGGAGUAUGGAGAAUAGCUGCCAUUGAUGAGGCAGGAGGGUGGAAAGAUAGAACUACAGUAGAAGACAUGGAUCUUGCUGUUAGAGCUAGUCUUCGCGGCUGGAAAUUCGUUUAUCUUGGCGACCUUCAGGUAAAAAGCGAACUGCCAAGUACCUUCAAGGCUUUCCGAUUUCAACAACAUCGUUGGUCCUGUGGCCCGGCCAAUUUGUUCAGAAAAAUGGUCAUGGAGAUUGUCAGAAAUAAGAAUGUCAAUUUCUGGAAGAAAUUGUAUGUGAUCUACAGUUUCUUUAUUGUGAGAAAGAUCACAGCUCAUAUGGUCACAUUUCUCUUCUACUGUAUUAUUCUUCCUCUGACCGUACUUAUUCCCGAAGUUGAAGUUCCUAUAUGGGGAUCGGUUUACAUCCCUUCGAUUAUCACGAUUCUUAACUCUGUUGGAACUCCAAGAUCAAUUCACUUGUUGUUCUAUUGGAUUUUGUUCGAGAAUGUGAUGUCCUUGCACCGAACUAAGGCUACACUCAUUGGCCUACUUGAAGCGGGCAGGGCUAACGAAUGGGUUGUCACUGAGAAGCUCGGUGAUUCUCAGAAAAAUAAGGUGAAUGCCAAAGAUAAACCCGUUAGUGUUAAAGCUGCAGUGAAGAAAGCUCGAUCCAAGAUCUUAGACAGGAUGAACUUCUUGGAAUUGGGAGUCGGAGUAUUCCUCUUCCUAGUCGGAUGCUACGAUUUCAUGUAUGGCAAAUGGAGCUACUACAUCUACUUCUUCCUUCAAAGUAUCACCUUCUUCAUUGUUGGUUUCGGUUAUGUUGGAACCAUCAUCUAGUAUCGUUCAAUCCUUCAAGAGGACCUGUCCCUCAAAUGAUCUUAUCAACAACAAAUACACGCGUUUGCACACAAUCCCGUUUCUUUCAUCUAUGCCUGGGGUGUAUUGAUUAUGCAUAAACAAUUGUGUUUAUUGCAUUCGACAAAACUUUCGUGCAAAUGUCUAGUAUAUCGUCUGACUCAAACGAGUCAUUGUCAUAAGCCAUAUAUAUAAUAUACAGUGAGAAAAUUAUAUUGAAUUGCUAUAUUGCAUUCAGGAAUCAGAAGAACAGAAAGAGCAUAGAGUGUAUGAAGAAAUAGAUGAAGAUUGUUAUUUUUGUUUUUGUUCGGAAGAUGUUUGACAUUCUCUGGGAUCAGAAAGGUUUAGUUACUGUUUUUUUUUUUUUUUUUUUUUUUUUUUUUUUUUUUUUUUUUUAUCUUGAUUAAUGGGUUUGUCUUAGUUUUGUCAAGAAGUUCUAUGAUCAUUGAUCAUAAGGAAUAAGACUAGUAUAGUAUGAAAACUGCUUUACAAGAUUGGAAAACAACACAAGAAUGGUUAUAAUAUAGGCUAUUGCACCUUCUCUUUGGCAUGAAUUCAUUUUCCCAUUCGGUUAUCUAUCUUGUUGAUUAUUUUUGUCCAUUUUUCAUUGUCGAUCAAUUUAGUAUAAAAGACAUAUACAUGAAUUUCUUUGUGUUGAAAAGAUGGGCAUACGGCAUAUCAUCUAAUGUUACGAAACACGGGUGCAGUUAUUCUGAUUUCGUUUUGCAUAUAUAUGAUUAGUUUACUUCAAUUGGUUAUAAACGUCUUUAAAAAAACUGUAAUCCUAGCUCGUAUCACUAAAGA